Messenger RNA from Mycena indigotica, 930 nucleotides. RefSeq names its product NAD-dependent protein deacylase. Lineage: Eukaryota; Fungi; Basidiomycota; Agaricomycetes; Agaricales; Mycenaceae. Gene Ontology annotation, molecular function: protein-malonyllysine demalonylase activity; NAD+ binding; protein-succinyllysine desuccinylase activity. Bases 1 to 930 code for a protein of 309 amino acids. The transcript has 3 exons. The record is from RefSeq and is a predicted model, not a curated record.
AUGUCCUCUGACUCUGAGGAUUCAGACUCAGGCUCCGAUUCUUUGCCCCCACCAUCGACCGACAUGGCAGAAUUCAAACGCGUGUUGAGAAAUUCGAAAAAUAUCAUUGCUGUUUGUGGAGCAGGUCUUUCUGCGGCUUCUGGCAUACCGACAUUUCGAGGGGCUGGAGGAAUGUGGAGGAAGUACAAGGCAACGAAAUUAGCCACUCCAGAGGCUUUCCAUAAGAAUCCGUCGCUCGUAUGGCAAUUCUACCAUUAUCGGAGAGAGAAAGCGCGACAAGCAACGCCAAAUGAAGCCCAUAAUGCCCUCGCCAAGUUCUGUAUUCCCUCUAUCCGAUCCAAAACUACCCCCGACUCGACCUUCGCGAUUAUUACGCAGAAUGUUGACGGACUAAGCGUCAGGGCGAUGAACCAAGUCUGGAAAGAACAUCAGGAGUCCAACAAGGAAGCAGACGCUGCUCAAAACGGACCUCUGCUUGAAAUGCAUGGCAGGUUAUUCGAUGUCCAAUGCACAUCCGAAUUUUGUGGUCAUAUGGAAUAUGACGAGGCGUCGCCUAUUUGCCCCGCCCUUGGAGGGACAGAAGAGCUGUUCGAGAAGGGAGCUGUCGACGCAGAAAUCCCGAAAUCCAAUCUGCCCAGGUGCAAGAAAUGCAACGCCCUCGCCAGGCCAGGCGUCGUUUGGUUUGGCGAGCAGCCGGUUGGGUUAGAUAGAAACGACGAGCUUGUCGAAGCCGCGGAUCUCUGCCUUGUCAUUGGCACCUCCUCCACCGUCUAUCCUGCCGCGAUGUACGCAGGAUUGGUACAAGAACAUGGAAAAGUGGCAGUCUUCAAUCUGGAGAGAAGCUCAGGUGAUAAGUAUGCGGACUUUUUGUUCCUUGGUCCAUGCGACCAAACACUGCCAGAGGCACUCGGUUUAGUCAAUGCGUCGUAA